Molecule: messenger RNA, 2596 nt
Organism: Rattus norvegicus (Norway rat)
Lineage: Eukaryota; Metazoa; Chordata; Mammalia; Rodentia; Muridae
Gene: Dmtn
Product: dematin actin binding protein
Exons: 16
Coding region: 284-1501 (405 amino acids)
Biological process (GO): regulation of filopodium assembly; regulation of lamellipodium assembly; negative regulation of focal adhesion assembly
Cellular component (GO): membrane; synapse; spectrin-associated cytoskeleton
Molecular function (GO): spectrin binding; signaling receptor binding; actin binding
Source: RefSeq, marked validated
CGCGGCUGGGUUCCUGGAGGAGCUGCCUCUUACCUAGAUUCCUGAGAAAACGCCGAAAACCCGUGGACCAGGGCCUAGGCCCUUUGCCUCUUGGGGCUUCAGAGAGCCUGGGCCCCACUGUCUGGGAGGAGCCACCCGCGGUCAACAGCGCAGAGAGGCCCAAGGGAUGAGGACACCACAGAGCGUUGUGAAGCCCUCGCUGCAGGAGCCGGGCCGAGCCUGACGUCUGUCCUCUCCACGUGCGCACCGGCUUCCGAGGGAGCGGCCGGCCAGUGGCUGCCGCAUGGAACGUCUGCAGAAGCAACCUCUUACCUCCCCGGGGAGCGUCAGCUCCUCCAGAGACUCCAGUGUACCCGGCUCUCCCUCCAACAUCGUGGCCAAGAUGGACAACCAGGUGUUGGGCUACAAAGACCUGGCCGCCAUCCCCAAGGACAAGGCCAUCCUGGACAUUGAGAGACCUGACCUCAUGAUCUACGAGCCCCAUUUUACCUAUUCCCUCCUGGAACACGUAGAGCUUCCCAGAAGUCGGGAGUGCUCACUGUCACCCAAAUCCACAUCCCCACCACCUUCUCCAGAGGUGUGGGCGGAGAGCCGGACACUUGGAAUCAUCUCUCAGGCUUCAACACCAAGGACCACAGGAACCCCCAGGACCAGCCUGCCCCAUUUCCACCACCCUGAGACUACCCGCCCGGAUUCCAACAUCUACAAGAAGCCACCCAUCUACAAGCAGAGAGAAUCGGUGGGAGGCAGCCCUCAGAGCAAGCACCUCAUCGAGGACCUCAUCAUUGAGUCAUCCAAGUUCCCAGCAGCACAGCCCCCUGAUCCCAACCAGCCAGCCAAGAUAGAGACUGACUAUUGGCCGUGUCCCCCGUCGCUGGCUGUUGUGGAGACAGAAUGGAGGAAGCGGAAGGCAUCUCGAAAGGGCGCAGAGGAAGAGGAGGAGGAGGAAGAUGAUGACUCUGAAGAGGAGAUUAAGGCCAUCAGGGAGCGGCAGAAAGAGGAACUCAGUAAGGUUACUUCCAACUUGGGAAAGAUGAUCUUGAAAGAAGAGAUGGAAAAGUCAUUGCCCAUCCGGAGGAAAACGCGCUCUCUGCCUGACCGGACACCCUUCCAUACCUCCUUGCAUUCGGGAACGUCUAAGUCCUCGUCCCUUCCUUCCUAUGGCAGGACCACCCUGAGUCGGCUACAGUCCACAGAAUUCAGCCCAUCCGGAAGUGAGGCUGGGAGCCCAGGCCUGCAGAACGGAGAGGGCCAGAGGGGGAGGAUGGAUCGGGGGAACUCCCUGCCCUGUGUGCUGGAGCAGAAGAUCUAUCCCUAUGAGAUGCUGGUGGUGACCAACAAGGGGAGAACUAAGCUGCCUCCCGGUGUGGACCGCAUGAGGCUUGAGAGGCAUUUGUCAGCAGAGGACUUCUCUAGGGUCUUCGCCAUGUCUCCUGAGGAGUUUGGCAAGCUGGCCCUGUGGAAGCGGAACGAACUCAAGAAGAAAGCUUCCCUCUUCUGACAUCCCUGCCAGCUCGCCCUGUCCCCGUGACAGUACCUUCCUUCUGCUGCUUGAGGCCCUGAAGCUGGGGCUGUGAGACCCCACAGUGACUCCUCUUCCUCUGCUGGCUGGGAGCAGCAGGAGGCUGGGCCUAAGUGUCAGGCUCCACUCCUCAGGGAGAGAGCCAAGAAGUGCACAGUCCCAGAGUCAUGAGGCAUGGACUUCCUUCCCCACGAUGGGCCAGGGGGCCUUACCUUUUCCCUGGGCUCCACUGCCUAGCCAAACCCAGUCCAGACUCCAGCACACAGUCAAUGUUUGCACCCAUUUCCUGUCUGUCACCCCACAUGAGGGUCCCCAGGAGACAGUGAGGAGAAAUGAAGGGAGUUUAGUGGAGAGGUCUGUCUGCUAUCCUGUACAGGGGGAGGCAGCAGCUCUGGGACCCUGUGCCUGUCUACCCAAAGGCUCCAGCCAGUUGCACUCCUGACAGCUUCCUGCACUCAGGCCCGAUGCUUCUCUAACUGGCAGAAGCAGGCUCUACCUGGGCCUCCAGGUGGGAGGUCAUCCUCCCUCUAGCUUAUAUGUCCUGUUCUUUGCAACCCCUAAGCUUCAAACGUCUUGCUCGAGACCAGAGCUCAUUCAAAGCUCUGGCUAAGAGCAGAGACGCUAUUCACACGACGCCUCACCACCACCAGCCUCCAGGCAAAACCAGAUAGACUGCACCCUUCUAUCACCUGUCCAGGGACCACAGAGCCCAGGCCUCAGCCUCCCUUACAUGGGACUAAGAGACCUAGCUUGGGGCAUCUCUGAGAGUUCAGGCUCCCAGGUCCCUCCUCCGUUUGCUGUGCAUCUCCUACUGUGCUCUCUACAGAAUGUAAUUUAUUGGGGCACCCUCUGCUGCUUCCUUUCCCUGACUCCUUGCCCUACCUAAUUGCACUUCCAGUCCUGUCUGUCCACAUAUGUACAUGUAUAUAAUUAUACAUAUAUAUAUAUAUAUCUAUUUUGCCCAGAUCUGGGUUUCGUUUUUACCCAGACCCCGGCACUCCCUGUCCACUGUGUGUGAGAUCAUACUAGGAGGGGUAACUGCUUGGAAUUAAAAGGUUGCACUGGGUCCCUAAA